Molecule: messenger RNA, 192 nt
Organism: Gaeumannomyces tritici R3-111a-1
Lineage: Eukaryota; Fungi; Ascomycota; Sordariomycetes; Magnaporthales; Magnaporthaceae
Exons: 3
Coding region: 1-192 (63 amino acids)
Source: RefSeq, a predicted model, not a curated record
AUGCAGGUGCUCUUUCCCGUUGCGGGCAGGAUUGUGCGACGCCCUGUGGUGCGUGCUAGCAAUCAACCCCUGCUCGGAAAGGCUCCGUGGUCCGCUGGGCGACCCGCCACACUGGAAAGCCAACAGUUCGGCGACCAGCUGGUUCCACCCCCCCAGUCGACAAUGAUGGACGCCGCUGGGUCACAUAGGUAA